This is a messenger RNA of Harmonia axyridis, 3300 nucleotides long. Its product is annotated as protein fem-1 homolog CG6966. The record is from RefSeq and is a predicted model, not a curated record. Gene Ontology annotation, molecular function: protein binding. The coding region runs from base 201 to 2084 and encodes 627 amino acids. The transcript is spliced from 7 exons. NCBI's taxonomy places the organism in Eukaryota, Metazoa, Arthropoda, Insecta, Coleoptera, Coccinellidae.
AAAGAAUCCGACUAAUACGGCCGGCAGUUACUACUUCGACCGCGUUUUGUUGAGCAGCUGAGAGCAGCAGCAGCGUCUAGAUCGAAUCAAGCGAAUCAGCUGUAGGGAUUUGCUGGGAGCGAUGGGAUUCUGAUUUUUCCCAGAAAAAACUAGUAAUUUCUUUUCAAAAACGGUUCAGUUUUGUGACGAGUGCCAUCACCAUGGAUUAUAAAAGUGUGGUUUACAAUGCAGCUAGGGACGGCAACCUGAAUAGAUUGAAGAUAUACCUGCAUUCCAACAAGGGUAAAGAAGAGGUUUCAAUGCUUGUGGCAUCCAAGACUUCUGGUGCAACCCCUUUAGUGAUAGCUUGUAGGAAUGGUCAUUUCUAUGUUGCUCAAUAUCUAAUUGAGAAGUGUGGAGCUGAUGUUGAGCAACCAGGAUCAGUCAUCUUCGACGGCGAGACCAUAGAAGAAGCCCCUCCGCUAUGGUGCGCCGCAGCCGCCGGCUACCUGGACAUAGUCAAGCUGCUGAUCUCGCACGGCGCCAAGGUCAACAGCACCACCAGGACCAAGUCGACCCCCCUGAGGGCGGCCUGCUUCGACGGCCACCUGAACAUCGUCCGAUACCUGGUGCAGCACGGCGCCGACGUGGAGAUAGCCAACCGGCACGGGCACACCUGUCUGAUGAUCGCCUGCUACAAGGGCCACCUGGACGUCGUAAGGUACCUGCUAGAGUUGGAGGCAGACGUUAACAGGAGGAGCGUGAAAGGCAACACCGCCCUGCACGACUGCGCCGAAUCUGGCAGCCUCGACAUACUGAAGUUGCUGUUGGACAGCGGCGCCGUCAUGUCGCGCGACUCUUACGGUAUGACCCCACUCUUAGCAGCUGCCGUCACCGGUCACUACUACAUAGUGAACUUUUUGAUUAACCAUCCCGAUGUUACUAGGGAAGAACAGAUUGACGCUUUGGAGCUGUGCGGUGCCACGUUCGUAGACAAGAAAAGAGACAUGGUUAAGGCUAUCUAUCUGUGGAAGACAGCCAUGCACAAAAGAUACCUGCCAGGAGAGAAGAGGAUCAACAAACCAACCCCGGUGCUGAGGAAAGCCUACGACUACGUGGAAGAGGUCAAGGAUCCGGACGAGCUGGACAACCUGAUAGCCAACUUGGACAGCAUGCGGAUGCACGCCCUCAUCAUCAGAGAGAGGAUCCUGGGUCUCACCCACCCGGACACGAGCUACUACGUCAGAUACAGGGGCGCCGUAUACGCGGAUUCGGGCAGGUUCGACAGGUGCAUAGAUCUGUGGAACUACGCGCUGGACAUGCAGCAGAGCAACAGGCAGAACGUGCAUCCGAUGACGCAGAGCAGCCUGUUCUCUUUCACGGAAUUGUUUUCCUUCAUGAUGGCGGAGGAAGGUAAACAAACCCUGAGAGGCAUCGUACCCCCGGCUGACCUGAACGAGGUCCUCAGAGUGUUCACGAAAGCCGUGGAAGAAGUAAAAUUCGCCCACCAGAAGUUGAACGAGACGAAAUGCAGCGACGAGGGGAAUCCAACCUAUCUGACCAGGGUGAUGGUGAUCACCUUGCACCUGGCCUGCCUACUGCUCAGGCUCAUGGAAGACUCGCCGAAGACUGACCAUCAACAGAUACGUAAGGCCAUAUACAACUUCGUGACGUUGGACAUCAAGGCGAAGAAGGGAAGAAGACUGCUGCAUCUGGCCUGUUGUCAAGACGCGUCCCUUCAGUGGACCUACCCGGCCUGUCAGUUUCCCUCGUCGCAGCUUGCCGAGAUCAUUUUGGAAUUUGGAGCCCAUCCCAACUGCAAAGACGACGACGGUAACACCCCCCUGCACUUGGCAGCAAUGGCCUCCCCGUGUCCGCCAGCCGUACCACGUGUCCUUUUGAAACACGGUGCUCACAUAGACACAGUGAACAAUAACGGUGACACUUUCGCUACCCUGUUGAAAGGUCAAAAAGUGAACGAAGUGGUGGACAUAAUCAAAUAUACGAAAUUAACUUGUGCUGCAGCCCGCGUCAUACAACAGUUCAAAAUACCGUACAGGGGCGUGGUUCCGGUAAAUUUAGAAUCCUUCAUUGCUUGCCAUUGAAACAACUAUAAGGAAUAGAUUGUGAUAAACUGCUAUCGUUAGAGGCGGAACGCAAACUGCAAUUUCUGCCGUUCAGUAUCCAAAAUAGAACUAAUUAAGAGACAUCUGACUUCAAUGGAUGUGGGAAACACUUGCCUACUUCACAUAGCGAGUCCAGUACUGAUAAUCUUAAUUUCAAUCCGACCGAGUUGGAUUUUUCAUGAGAUUCAAGCACACAAACUAUCACAUCACCUACUAUAGUACAUUAACUGAAAUUGACAUCUCAAUGUACAUAGAAAUAAUCAAAUUUACCUCCCCUCCCCCUUUGAGAUCAGAUGCCAACUGUACUGCGGUUAUUUUGGUAUGCUUCAACUUUUUAUGGUAACACAAAUCAGUUAGUCAUAGCCCUUAUGAAAAAAUGCAUGAGUGUUUGAGGUUAUGCAUCGGUACCAUUCAAAAUUUAACAUAAUUUAAAAAAAAAAAUUAACUGAAUUUUAGCGAAUUAUGUGAAUGCUUACUUACCAUCUAGUCUCAUUAAAUUUCUUUCAACUACACAAAGUAAUGAAAUAAAAGACGUGUACGUUUAUAUGAACUUACUCAAGUUCUAUCAAAUGUUUUACAUUCAUUUUUCAUCGAUACUCAUUUGCACAUCCAUAAUUUAAUGACUGAAAAAGCCAAUGUAACUUUUGUAGAUUCAUUUUGUAGCUGACCAAAACUGGAUGUAACUUGAGAUUAGCACUCAAAAUCGUAAAAACAUGUUACAAUAGUUAUUUUGAGUGUCGAUCUUAGAAUGCCAUGGACUAGUGUGCCAGUAGGUUCACCUUGAGAUAGGUAGAUCUAUACCUUAGUUAUAUAGACAGUAGAUUCUAAAUUCGUUGAGAGUUAACAAUUCGAAAUUUUUUUGAGACAAUUUAAAAUGAGUAUGGUAAGUUAUGAAAUUAUAUUAAUUUCAAAUCUAGUAAUGAAUGAACAAUUGUGAUAUAUUGAAAUUAAAAUUGUAUAAAUCUAGGUUAAUCGUCCAAUUUUCAUGGUACACAUCUGAAGUUUACAUCACAGUGUUAUCUGAUGUUCGUUUGGGAUUAUUGACUGAGAUGCGACGAGAACAUCUUUUAGAACAGAAUAUUUUUGUUCCUUUCAUCUCUGAAUGUGUGAUUUAUGUGUGCUGCAUAGAGUAAAUCACUUUAAAUAUUAGCUAUAUGAAUUUUGUUAAUAUAUAAAGUAAAUGAUUAUUAUAGAA